CACGCUGUAUAGUGUUACACAAACAUUGAUUGUAAUCGAGAUAUUAACUACACGUGUCAACAAUAAUAAUCGAAACGCGUAUGGUUAUUGCAGCAAACCGCACUAUAACUGCGCUUUCGGCUUGUUUGUAUUGCAUUUAUUAAAUUAUAGCGCUUCGUUGAACAAACAGUGCACACGUUCCGGACUCGGCGAUUGAGAUUUCUUUAGGAAAAAUGAAUUUGAUCGUUUAUUUUCAAUUAUUAUGUCUGUGCACGCUACAGGCGUUGUCCAAACACACUUACAGUUCAGACGGUUCGUGUCCCGGCAAAGGUUACGAAGAACAACCGUUCCUGAAAGACUAUUGUAAUGGAAACAGACAGCUGAACCGUUUCAUGAGCACGAUCGAAACGCUGAUAUCGUCGGAUUGCAACUUGGUCGAUGCGUGCAGAAGAGUCGUCGAUCGUUCGGAUGACGUUGACCAAGAACAAGUCGAUUUCAUCGUCGUGGGAGGCGGAGCGGCAGGUCCCGUAGUAGCUGACAGGCUUUCGGAAAAUCCAGCGUGGACGGUGGUCCUGUUGGAAGCCGGUCCCGAGCAACCCGCUGCUACCGACAUCCCUGCAUUCUUGUCCAGCGCCGUGGGCACUAAAUACGAUUGGAAAUAUGUCACGGCUCCGCAGCAGAACGCUUGUUUGCUCACGGGUGGAGUGUGCGAAUGGCCCCGAGGAAAGCUGUUGGGAGGAACGGUCGCCCUGUCAGGUUCCAUGUACUCCAGGGGCAAUCGCCACAUAUACGACAGCUGGUUGCAGAGCGGCAACCCUAAUUGGGGAUACGACGACGUGUUGCCGGUGUUCAAGAUGUCCGAAGACAAUAGGAACUACAACAGCGGCGAACACUUGAAGUUACACGGCACCGAGGGACCGAUCCCCGUGAUGCUCCCCAGAGAAGUUUUGCCCAUAACCAAGUCCAUCAUUGAGGCGGGCAAACAAUUGGGAUACCGGCAGAUCGACAUGAGCGAGCCGGAACCAUUUGGAUUUUCUCUGGCUCAGGCGAUGACCAACGACAUAGAAAUUCGAGAAACGGUGCCAUCGUCGUACAUCAGACCGCAUUUGAACCGCAAUAACCUCAAGGUGAAAAUUAACCGGUACGUGACAAAGCUGUUGGUAAAUCCGGACAAAAAGACCGUUUACGGCGUCGAGUAUGUCGACACCAACUACAACAAGACUUACAAACUGAUAGCCAAAAAGGAAGUGAUCCUCAGCGGCGGGAUAAUCGGCUCUACUCAAUUACUGCUGAUGUCGGGAAUCGGACCGGAAGAAGACCUCAAACGUCUGGGAAUACCUCUGGUACAGAACCUAAGAGUGGGUCAUAACCUCCAGCACCACGUGGCCAUUAAGUUGGAUUUUCAACUGAACGUCACACACUCCAAAGUGCUUUCUUAUGAAUCGGUAUUCCGAUACUUGAAGAACAAGAGCGGUUCUCUGUCCACCACUGGCGCUCUCCAGGCUUCGGCGUUUUUGAAAUCCGACCAGAUAAACGCCAAUCAACCGGCCGACGUUCAGUUGUUCUUCGACGGGUUUGUGCCGAAAUGCGAAAACGCCCAGCCCCGUUUCGGUUGUCAGAAACCGCAUCACCUGGCAAAGCUAGCCAUAAGGGCGGUGAACUUGAGACCUCACAGUAGAGGAACCAUAAAACUCAAUAGCCCCGACCCGUUCGACCGACCGAUAAUCGACCCGAACUACUUGACGGUGAACACGGACUCGGAGGUGUUGUUGUGGGGCAUAAAACGGAUUAAAGAACUGGCCAACACAAAAGCCCUGCAACGCUAUGGCGCCAAGCUGAACAGUACUCCAGUCAGGGAAUGUAGACACUUAACGUUCGACACCGACCCUUAUUGGAGAUGUUACAUCAAAUUCUAUUCAACGGGCGAAAACCAUCAUGCGGGCACGUCUAAGAUGGGACCGGCCUCCGACCCCGAUGCUGUUGUAGACGACCAGCUAAGAGUCCACAACGUCAAAGGAAUUCGAGUGGUAGACGCGUCGAUCAUGCCACUGCAACCCAACUGCAAUCCGAUAGCUCCGACAGUGAUGAUUGCCGAAAAAGCUGCUAUAUACAUUAAGAACUUCUGGAAGAGCUAAAAUGAACGCGCAUACCGUUCGAUUUCCAGUACUGUUUCGUUUAAUAAUACAAUGUAAUUUAUAGAUGUAGUUGUAAAUUUGUGUAACUAAGUACGAUAUACAGCAUACUUGUAUAUUGUCAACACGGCCAAGGUAGUCGGUAAAUAAAGACUUUUUUUUUAAUUAGUUAUUUAGAUUAAAGCUGUAUGAUUUCACUAGUGUACUAUAACAAUUAAUAAUGACCAAAAGAUCAAAUAGAA
Adelges cooleyi (spruce gall adelgid) is the source of this 2353-nucleotide messenger RNA. Its product is annotated as glucose dehydrogenase [FAD, quinone]-like. Bases 213 to 2114 code for a protein of 633 amino acids. The transcript has 4 exons. NCBI's taxonomy places the organism in Eukaryota, Metazoa, Arthropoda, Insecta, Hemiptera, Adelgidae. The record is from RefSeq and is a predicted model, not a curated record. Gene Ontology annotation, molecular function: oxidoreductase activity, acting on CH-OH group of donors; flavin adenine dinucleotide binding.